GCUGCUGGGGGUGGAGAAGGUGGUCAACUAUGCCCUGACCGAGUGGCUGACAGACAUUCGCAAAAACCAGCUGCCGGGCAUCCUGGGCGGGGUGGGACCCAUGCACUCCUUCGUGCAGUUGUUCCACGGCCUGCGGGACCUCUUCUGGCUGCCCAUCGAGCAGUACCGCAAGGACGGGCGCAUCAUCCGUGGUUUGCAACGUGGCGCCGCCUCCUUCGGCACCUCCACUGCCUCGGCGGCCCUCGAACUCAGCAACCGCCUAGUGCAGGCUAUUCAGGCCACCGCCGAGACCGUCUACGACAUCCUGUCCCCCACGGCUCCCCCGUCACGCGCUCUACCAGAUAGGAAGUACGCCCGCAAACUACGACGGAGCCAUCAGCCGGCAGAUCUACGUGAAGGGGUGGCCAAGGCCUACGACACCGUGCGCGAGGUGAUGCUCCUUGGG
Molecule: messenger RNA, 445 nt
Organism: Protobothrops mucrosquamatus (brown spotted pit viper)
Lineage: Eukaryota; Metazoa; Chordata; Lepidosauria; Squamata; Viperidae
Product: autophagy-related protein 2 homolog A-like
Exons: 3
Biological process (GO): piecemeal microautophagy of the nucleus; reticulophagy; autophagy of mitochondrion
Cellular component (GO): extrinsic component of membrane; phagophore assembly site
Molecular function (GO): phosphatidylinositol-3-phosphate binding
Source: RefSeq, a predicted model, not a curated record